This is a messenger RNA of Antrostomus carolinensis (chuck-will's-widow), 1155 nucleotides long. It is a transcript of the gene LEKR1, whose product is annotated as leucine, glutamate and lysine rich 1. NCBI's taxonomy places the organism in Eukaryota, Metazoa, Chordata, Aves, Caprimulgiformes, Caprimulgidae. The transcript has 8 exons. The annotation marks the transcript as partial. The record is from RefSeq and is a predicted model, not a curated record.
AUGUCCCGGGAUGAGACAGUGUGUAAAUACUGUGGAGUCAGCUAUUUGAUACUUCAUGAAUUUAAGGUGAUGGAAGAAAAAGUAAGAGCAAUGGAAAAGGAGAUUAAAUUUUAUGAAGGAAGUAUAGAGCGGGAGAAAGGACUUCAAGCAGAGUUACAGUCUCUUUACCAAGACCUUGAACACUAUCGAGCUGACAGUGAAUCAAAAACAGAAAGAAUAAAAAACCUAACAGUGGAACUGAAAAACAAGCAGGAUGAAUUUAAAAACGUGAAAGAAGAUUUGAGGUAUUUUCAAGAGGAAAAGGAAGCUGUCUAUAAGCAAUCACAAGUGCUCAGAAACACAUUGGAACACCAUUGCUCGACUCUGAACAAGGCUGUCUCACUGUUUCCUUUCAUUAGAAGUGAACUAGACAGUAUUAAAGAAGUCAUCUCCAGUAAUCUCGAGAACUGGGCUGCCCUGAAAGAAGAAAUUUUUCUACAAAUAAAAACUGUGAGCAAAGAAGCUUUGUCAGAAAUACCCAAAUUGAAUCAAAGAUUAGCAAAAUCCCAGAGAGAGAAUGAGUGCCUACAGGAAAAGGUAAAACAUCUGACGCUGGUGGCCGACACGGUUGAGCUGAAAACUCAACAGCUUCAAACUUCACUUCAGCAAGGGAGUGAGCUACAAAGCAGGUGCCGUGAACUACAAAAGGAAACACUGGAUUUAACAAAUCAAGUGGAGACAAUUGGACUGAAGCUGCAGAAAGUAACAGCUGAAAUGGACCACUACAAAAAGCUGUUAAUGGUCAAAUCAACAGAACUUGAUGUCUGUCAAAAUGAACUGAAAAAAAUGAAAUAUGAAAAUGGAAUUUCUGAGUCAAGACUUACAAAAGAGCUCAAGGAAAAGGAGGAAUCUCUUCUAAUUUGCCAACAAGUGUGCAAACGUUUACAGGAAGAAGUUGCUGAGAAAGAAAGGAAAGAAGAAGAUCUAAAAAGAAGAACCAGUCGAUCAGAAAAUGAACUGGAAACGCUUAAAGCUCUUCUUGGACAAACAGAGGAAGAGGUGGUGAUGUUGAAACAAGAAAGGGAGUUAAUGGUGAUUUCUCAUCAGAACAGAACGGAGCAGCUGCAGGAAACGUUAAGACAGAAGAUGCGGGAUGAAGAUAACUGGAGGGAGAAG